Tachysurus fulvidraco (yellow catfish) is the source of this 2931-nucleotide messenger RNA. It is a transcript of the gene bmp6, whose product is annotated as bone morphogenetic protein 6. Gene Ontology annotation, molecular function: growth factor activity; cytokine activity. The transcript is spliced from 7 exons. Bases 394 to 1575 code for a protein of 393 amino acids. The record is from RefSeq and is a predicted model, not a curated record. Gene Ontology annotation, cellular component: extracellular region. Gene Ontology annotation, biological process: SMAD protein signal transduction. Lineage: Eukaryota; Metazoa; Chordata; Actinopteri; Siluriformes; Bagridae.
UUUGGGGUCCUAUAACUCCACCUCUCCAUCUCUCAUCCUGGGCGGUACAGUCGCAGCCCUUAUAUUGGGUUUUUCCACUUUACGCACUCCAAGACCGAAAAUUAUGGGAAUUAAAGUCUGUAUCUGUUAUGUUAUUAUUUUUUUUAACCUCCUUUUGGUAUUUUGUCAGCAUUAAUGUCAGCUUGAAGUACGUUUCCAUCAGGUGUCCUAUAUUUUCAUAAAGUCACCUCUAUUUAUUUGUUUAUUUAUUUUCUACGCCAGCCAUCGCGCUUUGGAUUUAAUGGAUUGAUUUUUUUUUAAUAAGGACUCUUUCGUUCAUUGUAUUCUACUGGAUGGUACCAGAAGUUUGGAAAGUCCACAGUUGCUCGUUUAUCCCGACAAACUGGAUCUAAAAUGAAAAGCCACUGGUUUGUAUUUACGGUGUUUUGUUGGAGUUCCUGUUGUGUGUUCCUUGGUGCAGGUAACAGUUAUUUGUUUGACAGCACCAGCGAACUACAUUCGAGAUCCACACAUCGGCGUUUACGCACUCAGGAAAAGAGAGAGAUGCAGAAAGAAAUUCUGUCCAUCCUGGGACUGGCGCACAGACCCAGACCGCAUCUAUGGAAUGCCAAGUACAACUCUGCACCCCUUUUCAUGCUGGACCUCUACAAUGCAAUUAACCUGGAAGAGAAAAGCAAAGUUGACGGGAUUUUGGACCCUUAUAAGCCAUUGUUCACAACUCAAGAGCCCCAUUUAACCACAAUUCAAGACAACGUGUACUUAAAUGAAGCUGACAUGGUGAUGAGCUUUGUGAAUUUAGCAGUGGAAUAUGACUGGGAGUUGUCUCCGGAAGACAGAAGACACCAUAAGGUAUUCAACUUCAAUCUGUCUCAGAUCCCGGAGGGAGAGACAGUUGCAGCAGCAGAGUUCAGGAUAUACAAGGAAUGUGUGGGCACUGCUUUUCACAAUGAAACCAUCCAACUGAGUGUUUUUGAGGUGGUUGGCAAGCAUCUCGACAGAGAUGCAGACCUUUUUCUUUUGGAGUCCCGCCAGCUGUGGGCAGUGGAUGAAGGCUGGCUGGAGUUUGACAUCACAGCUACUAGUAACCUCUGGGUAAUGAAUCCACAUCAUAAUCUGGGCCUGCAGAUCAGUGUGGAAACUACCAAUGGACAGAGCAUAAGCCCUAGAGAGGCAGGACUAGUCAGUCAGGAUGGACCUCUGGAGAAACAGCCCUUUAUGGUGGCCUUUUUCAAGGUAAAAAAGUUCCACAUACGCACAACCCGCUCUAUAGGAAAACCCAGACAGCAGAGCCGCAAUCGUUCCAAUUAUCCACAGGAGGCACAAAAAGGCUCAGGAUACACAGCAGAUUAUAAUAGCAGUGAUCAGAAGACAGCCUGCAAAAAACAUGAACUAUAUGUUAGCUUCAGAGACCUGGGCUGGCAGGAUUGGAUAAUUGCACCUGAAGGCUUUGCAGCUAAUUACUGUGAUGGAGAAUGCUCAUUCCCAUUAAAUGCUCACAUGAAUGCUACAAAUCAUGCUAUUGUACAGACUCUGGUGAGGCAUAACUUACCACAAAGUCCACCUGAUGAACCCUGAGAACGUACCAAAGCCGUGCUGUGCUCCAACGAAGCUCCAUGCCAUCUCUGUGCUGUAUUUUGAUGAUAACUCCAACGUCAUCCUGAAAAAAUACAAGAACAUGGUGGUGCGUGCAUGUGGCUGUCACUGAUAUUAAGAAGGUCAUGCAAGAUUGCCCCUGCCAAACAGCUUCACCUCAGAAUGUGGGAGCAUGUGUGUGUAAGAGAAAGUUGUUCAGAAUACUUGGGGAUCAUUUUUGGGAACAUUAAGGAUUACAUGAGGAAUGUAAUUUUUAUUUCUAUUUCCUGUCAGUCACAAUCUGGAAAGUAUGGACACUGAGCAUCCUGUAUACACAUUUAUAUAUAAUAUAUUUUAUAUUUAUUCUGUAUUUAACCAAAGUUUUAUUUUACCAAUUCAUAUUGUCAAUAAGAAAUAAAUGACUAAUGUUACAUACAUUCAUAUAAUAGCACACACACACACACACACACACACACACACACACACACACACACACACACACACACACAAAAAGCAUCAGUUAACUUUAACAUCGGGACUGUUUUUAGGCCUUAAUAAAAUGGCAAAUCUGACUCUUCUGUUCUCUCAAAAGCUACUUUACACCUUAGUCAACAAAAGUUGACACCUGAGACAAAAUGUGCUUGUAUGUGUCUAUGUAGGUAUUUUUGUGGCAUUUGUUUAAUACCUGCACAACAGGUUGGAAAAAAGACAUUUUAGUUUUUAAAAACACUUUUAUGGUGGCUUUAAUAAUACAGUUUGCAAAACAGAUUGGGGUCCUACAAACUUUAGUACAUAUCACCCUAGUGUCCAGUUACUGUAUAACUAAAGAGAACAAUAAAAAUAUAUAUAAAUUAACUUAAGUAUAAAAUGUUGGCUAAAACCAUUUGGCUGAAGGUGGCCAUGUUUAUGAACAAGAUACCCAGUAGAACUAAAAAUCCAACUUUAGUAGGACAAUUCAGUCCUUCCAUUUUCUGGUUCACUUAUCCUAGACAGGAUCAGGGUGACACAGGGCACAAGGCUGUGGACACUCUGGAUGGGAUACCAACCCAUCACAGGGCACGAAAGCAUAAGCACACCCAUUCAUUCAAUUACAGUUGUUUUGUGUCGCAAGCCGUGGCCUAAUGGUUAGAGAUUCUGACUCGUAACCCUAAGGUUGUGGGUUCGAGUCUCGGGCCGGCCACGACUGAGGUGCCCUUGAGCAAGGCACCGAACCCUGCUCCCUGGGCGCCGCAGCAUAAAUGGCUGCCCACUGCUCCUGCUGUGUGUGCACUUUGGAUGGGUUAAAUGCAGAGAACGAAUUCUGAGUAUACUAUGCCAUGCUUACCUUCAUUGAUUCACAUUUAGAAGACAUGCUGUCUA